AUGAAUACAAGAGAGAAAACAGUUUUCCAAGAAUUCCUGACACACCAGGGCACUGUGGCAAAGACCCACACACCCGGGUGUGCCAAGUCACACCACAUAUGGAUGGGGGAAGAAGCCAGAGCCCCUUACAGGGAAUUCCACAGCAUCUUUGGCCUCCCACACAGGGGCCCAGUGACUCCCCAAAACCUUCUCUUCUAUCAGCUGAGGAGCUUCUUGGGCAGAGUCCUCCAAAAAGGCCACGCUGUACAGUGCAGUACCCAAGGCAAGCACCCCGAGGCUGUGCUCUUUGAGGCGGGUGCUUACCUGGGUGCAGCCACAGCCGCCCGGGCAAGCAUCAGCUGCAUCACCCUCUACUCCAAUUUCUCACCCUGCGACGAGGCUCAGCACCGCUGCGUGAAGGAGAUGUUCAGCUUCCUGCUGAGGCCUCACAUCUCGCUCUGCAUCCACUUCUCUUCGCCCUGCCUCUGCAGGGACAGUACCCUCUGGCAGCGUGCCCUGCAGAGGGCACGGCCAUACCCGCUCUGUCCCUUUGUGUGCGGCACCAUGGGGGCAACCCCUCGUCACCCAGCUCUGCCAGCAGGUACACAAAACCAGCAUCAAAUUAACCUAACAGGAAUUAAAACAUAUUUUAGAACAGACUUUCCCCAGGGAAUGCAGGGGAACCCAGCUGGACAGCAGAAUUUGAAGGCUUUUUCCUCUCUCAGCCCGGCCUCCCAACAGCCUUUCCCAGCCAUGGAAGGCAGUCUGCUUCCUCUGGUGUCUCCAAGCCAAGGAGGGCUUUUCCCAGGUGCCUUUCUCCCCUUUCAGAGGGAACAGCUAUACCCGAGACCCAGAAAUAUUGUAAGGUAUUUUAAAAUGCCAAAGGAAUAA
Hirundo rustica (Barn swallow) is the source of this 870-nucleotide messenger RNA. It is a transcript of the gene APOBEC4, whose product is annotated as apolipoprotein B mRNA editing enzyme catalytic polypeptide like 4. The record is from RefSeq and is a predicted model, not a curated record. NCBI's taxonomy places the organism in Eukaryota, Metazoa, Chordata, Aves, Passeriformes, Hirundinidae.